AUGUUGUGGUUACUCCUUAUGGAUAAGCAGAGUACUUCGUCGUCACCAGCCUUUGGAAAGGUUAGAGUUGCUACUUCUGCAGCAAGCAGGGCUGUAUCGGUGGCAUCGACCGCCCCUCCUUCAAGUCCAAGCAACAAGUUGACAUCAUGUGCAGCCACUUAUACACAAGACCAUUCCAUGACAUUAUCACAAUCGACAAUAACACUCCAAUACAACAAACAGAAGUUAUCCAAACAUUCAUCGUCAAGACAGAAGAAAAGAGGCAACAACAACAACAGUCAUCACAACCAUAAUAACAACAACAAUGACAACACUGUCAUUGAUAUACCACUGGAUGUCGUCCAACAACAACAACAACAACAACAACAACAAUCUAUGGCCACUGCUACAUCAUCUUCAAAGAAGAAGAAGAAUAAGAUUGAUAUAACACAUUUAUUGGUUACCAGACCAACAUAUCACCAUCCAAACUAUGACGAAGGACAUCUUCCAACCAAAAAGGGCAAUCCCAAUCAAUCUGCCAGACAAUAUCUAAAGUCAAAUUAUUACUUUAAGGUUAAUCCAUAUGGAAACUAUCAAUCAACUAUACAAAAUCCUGCAUCCCUUGUCGCGUGGAAUAAGAUUGAACAAGUGUUGUACCUUCAGUCCACUGAGAGCUUGGCGUGUCCAAUCUGUUUCGAGACGCCCGUUGCUCCGAGGGUGUCAAGAUGUGGACACAUCGUUUGCUAUGGAUGUUUGUUGAGGACAUUGUCCGACAACAAUAGAUGUCCUGUGUGUCUUAGACCAACGAAUGAGUCGGACUUGAAGAGUGUGUAUAUUAAGAGAUCCACGAGCUAUCGGCCAGGCGACACAAUCGAGCUCAGACUGCUAAAGUUCAAAGAGGGUACGACAAUACCCUAUCUCUAUGAACAACAGAUACCUGAUACAGUUGGACUGCCAAUGCACAACCAAGAGAAUGCCAUCUUCUCGCGGUUCUCAAUCAUUGAAAACAUUGACGACAUUGUCCAGAGUGAACGAGAGCAAUUGGCGACAGCCAAGGAGGCGGCGCUCACACAGGGCGAGUUUGAAACAGUCAGAUAUCUUUCGAUGGCCGAGAAGCAGGUCGAAGACCGCUUGGAAUCAUUCCGAACAUUGACCGAGAGGAAGCAUUUGGAGUCCCAGCAUGCUGUAUAUUUGACAUCGAUUCCACGAUAUAAUCCAAACAGAAAGACCAGUGAUCCAUUGCAUCACUAUCAUUGUAGCAACAAUAAUGAUAUCAAGUAUGCCUUACAGGACUAUUACUAUCUCCAAGAGGACUGGGAGAUGGACAACAUGGACGAACAAUUGGACUGGAGGUUCAACUCAACAUCAUCAAUGGCCACAUCUGCAUCCAUGGAGGAGCAGACAUCUGCUCUUGUUGCUGCCUCUGACGCUGCCACCGACCAACAAGAGACAGGAGACAAAGACCAGGACAACAUUGUCGACAAUGAUGUGGAUGAUGACAAGGAGUUUACAUUCUACAACACAGCAAUUGAGGGAGUGUAUUAUUACUAUCAAUCUACGGAUGGACAGCCGAUAUAUCUCCAUCCGUCAUUAUCAAUGGAGACACAUGAGAUUACUGCUCAUUCAAAGUAUAAGGCACUGAGCAUGCUGGCACCUACCACUCAGAUCACCUUUGUCACUCUGACUCUUCCUCCAAGUCUUCAAACAGAUGGAGGGCAACAACAAUAA
This is a messenger RNA of Acytostelium subglobosum LB1, 1707 nucleotides long. RefSeq lists its product as hypothetical. NCBI's taxonomy places the organism in Eukaryota, Evosea, Eumycetozoa, Acytosteliales, Acytosteliaceae. The record is from RefSeq and is a predicted model, not a curated record. Gene Ontology annotation, molecular function: transcription cis-regulatory region binding. The coding region runs from base 1 to 1707 and encodes 568 amino acids. Gene Ontology annotation, biological process: positive regulation of transcription by RNA polymerase II. The transcript has 6 exons.